Messenger RNA from Ipomoea nil (Japanese morning glory), 1404 nucleotides. Its product is annotated as receptor-like protein kinase. Gene Ontology annotation, molecular function: protein binding. Lineage: Eukaryota; Viridiplantae; Streptophyta; Magnoliopsida; Solanales; Convolvulaceae. The coding region runs from base 1 to 1404 and encodes 467 amino acids. The record is from RefSeq and is a predicted model, not a curated record. The transcript has 2 exons.
AUGGAGACAGCAACACCUCGUCAGUUUUCCUUAGCCUUUCCAAUGUUAUUGCUGAUGAUGAGUUUGAGCAUGUGUGAGACCACCAACAUCACCACUGAUCAAAUUUCUCUUCUUGCUCUCAAAGCCCACAUCACAUCUGACCCAAACAAAAUCAUAGCCACCAACUGGUCAUCCCUCACCUUUCCCUGCACUUGGGUGGGAGUCAGUUGCGGCUCCCGCCACCGCAGAGUCACUCAACUCAAUCUCUCCCGCAUGGGUUUAACCGGUGAAGUUCCUCCGGAACUAGGCCGUCUUUCUUUCCUAGUUUCCCUCAACCUGCGACAGAACAACUUCCUCGGCAACCUGCCGCCAAACCUGGCCAACCUGCGACGCUUGAGAUUUCUCGACUGUAGCGUCAACAACUUCAGCGGGAAUCUCCCAGCUUGGCUUGGUCUCUUGCCAAGACUUGAACACUUGAAUUUAAGAAACAACAGUUUCAGCGGUUCGCUGCCCUCUUUUCUAAGCAACAUUACAACGUUAGAAGAAAUCCAUUUAAGUUACAAUUCCCUGCAAGGGGAAAUCCCUCAAGAGAUUGGACAUCUUCCUAGGUUGAUUGAGUUGAACAUUGAAUACAAUCACCUCACCGGCUCAAUACCAUUCACUAUAUUCAACAUAUCCACGAUACAAUCUGUCGCGCUCACGAAGAAUGAACUGUCGGGAAGCCUUCCUCUUGACAUGUGUGACAACGUUAUUAAUCCUGCCCUCCAAAGACUCUAUCUUUCGCUCAACAACUUGGAGGGUGAAAUCCCAGCCAGUUUAUCCAAAUGCUUUGCCCUUCAAAUUUUGUCUUUGUCUUACAACAGAUUUCGAGGUCAAAUACCUCCUCAAAUUGGAAACUUAACCAACCUCUGGGCGUUAGCUCUUGGUGGCAAUCUUCUAACUGGUGAAAUCCCACAAGAAAUAGGAAAUCUUAACAGUAUGGAGUCACUGUCAUUAGAAAGAAACCAAAUAAUGGGUUCCAUACCUGCUGGGAUAUUCAAUAAUAUGACAUUCUUGCUUAUUCUCGAUUUGUAUGAUAAUAGGCUCUCUGGAACUCUCCCAGCAGAUAUUUGUCAUAACUUUUCUGGGCUUGAGCUACUUAACUUGGACACCAACCACUUCUAUGGAAGAAUUCCAAGAAUGCUUCAUAGGUGCACCAAUCUUCAAGAACUGGAUCUUGGCUCCAACAGUUUUACAGGUAAUGCUACACCAACUUAUUUAUUUUGGAAGAAUUAUUUGCAUUCUCGGUUGCAAGUUCAACUCUCAGUGAGAGCGGCUUAUUGGCCUUCUCGAUUUGAGCUAGUUAGCUAUGAACAAUUUAGAGCCACCUCAAUAGCGAGGUUCUUACCUGCAUGGGUAGCUCAGUUGGACAGGGGUGAAGUUUGA